Molecule: messenger RNA, 879 nt
Organism: Schizophyllum commune H4-8
Lineage: Eukaryota; Fungi; Basidiomycota; Agaricomycetes; Agaricales; Schizophyllaceae
Exons: 4
Coding region: 1-879 (292 amino acids)
Source: RefSeq, a predicted model, not a curated record
AUGUCUCGUUCUGCAUCCAAAUCUCCUCGCGAUCCCGCUCUCCCCCGUGCCCUUCAACCCGGCUCGCGUGCUGGGAGUCCCUCUCUGCAGCCUUUGUCUCCUGAGUCCCCCGCAUCCCCGUCGUCCCCUGAACCUGCGGCGACGGUGAACUCCGCUGAGUGGCGGUUUGGCAACGUCUCGCCUGUGCCCCCGGUCUCUGCUGUCGAGGGUGUGGCGACGGAGGCGGGUGUGAACGCGGGUGGCGUCGCGCUCCCUCUUCCGUUCGCCGGCGAAACCCCUCAGGAGGAGCUCUCGUCGAUUCGUGUUGCUCUCAUCGAGAUCGACCGCGAGAACGCCCAGCUUCGCGAACAGGCCGCUCGUGUGCGUGACCUCGAAGGCGAGAACCGCGGUCUUCGUCAGGAGGUCGGCAGCCUUCGCGAUGCGCUGUCCGUGGUGGAAGAUCAGCGCGAUGACGCCUCUCGUCGCCUCCAUGAGACGGAUCGGCGCCUCAACGUGCAACACGAGGAGCUGGUCGACGUCAAGCUCCAGCGCGAGAGUUACAUUCGCGAGCUGCACUUCGAGCGCGAGUACGUUCGUAACCUCGAGGCGGACAAGCGGCGUGUGCAGCUGGAGCUGGAGUCUGUCCGUAGGGAGGCCGUCGACGAGACGAAUCGCCUGAGCGCGCAAAUCCGCGAGCUCAUGGAGGAGUUGCGCCUCCGCGUUCCUCGUGCCCUCUACGAUCGUGUUCUUCGUCGUGCGCGCGAUGGCUUUGAGCGCCUUCGCGGUACUUACGGUCGCGUGUCUCCCAGCGCAUCCGCCCGCGCUACUUCCCCUCGCUCCCAAGGUUCUCGUGCCGGCGGGGCUGUCGAGCGUGCUGGCGGUCUGGCCGACGUUGAUUAG